Daphnia pulicaria is the source of this 1905-nucleotide messenger RNA. RefSeq names its product collagen alpha-1(I) chain-like. The coding region runs from base 36 to 1700 and encodes 554 amino acids. The transcript is spliced from 17 exons. NCBI's taxonomy places the organism in Eukaryota, Metazoa, Arthropoda, Branchiopoda, Diplostraca, Daphniidae. The record is from RefSeq and is a predicted model, not a curated record.
UGCUCCAUCGAGGAGGAGAGCGUUCAGUUCCAAAAAUGUUGUCGUCUUGGUUGUUUUCUUGUUUUUGUUUCGUCACCUUUUUUGCAAUUGAAGGGCAGUCAUUUCAUCGACAGCCGAAGCAUUUACACCCAGAACUCGACCCUUUUGAUGGAACUGAUGACAGCGUAGCUCUACAACAAGAAGAAACAGCUGUUGUCCAUGGUCCACCAGUGCAUUUCUGGGAUUCCGACGAUGAAGAUGUGGAAGAAUACGGCACGUUUGACGUUGAAUCGUUUCGCAGUCAUCCUCUGUACGAUCCUUGGAGCAAAGCUUCGAGAUACAUGAACGAUAAACUGAGAUUCAUCACCAAAUAUAUUCCUCUCACACCUGGGCCAACCGGACCACCGGGACCCACUGGUCCAACCGGUCCUGCUGGACCAACAGGAGCGACAGGACCCCAGGGGCCGACAGGACCACCAGGACCAAUAGGAGCCACAGGUGCUCCGGGAGCCAACGGGAUGAACGGACUUAACGGAGGCAACGGCGCGCCUGGUAUAACCGGGACAUCUGGGACUAAUGGGCCAGCUGGAAACCCAGGUGAUAGCGCAAUGCCUGGUACACCGGGUACUCCUGGAGCGGGUGGUGCGGGUGGUUCAUCUUCUUCAUCUGCCAGCGGAGGCGGAGGUGGUGGUGGUGGCGGUGCAGAGGGUCGUCAAACAGGACGUACUAGAGGAUCAGAUGGAAUUCGUUCCUUAGAUCCAGUCGGACCACCGUACGAUGUACAAGACCAAAGGCAACGUACUAAACGAGAAGGAGCUUCACUAGCUGCAUACCGGAAGAAUUCCCAAUUGGAGCCGUGGUACAAAGCCUCGAGAUACGUUAGUGAGAAAUUGAGGUUCAUUAAACAAUACAUCUCAAUCACACCUGGACCAACAGGGCCUGAGGGACCUACUGGACCCACUGGACCCACUGGACCCACUGGUCCCAUGGGGCCAACUGGGCCAACGGGACUAGGCGGCGAUGUUGGUGACCCUGGAACGACGGGAGCGAUUGGGUUAAAUGGUCAAGCGGGCCAAGCUGGUGUGGCCGGGGUGGAUGGAGUAGAUGGAGCCAACGGUGUUCCUGGUGUGGACGGAACCGAUGGAGUGGUCGGCGUAGACGGGAUUGAUGGGGGUGCAGGUGGGGGUGGUAGUUCUUCUUCUUCAUCUGCCGGGGGUGGCGGAGGAGGUGGCGGCGGAGGAGGUCGAUCUUUCGAUUCCUAUCCUUUGGUGCCAGACGGCCCACUAGGUCCUCCAUCUCCCUACGACGACGAUCCUUAUGGUCCAAUCGACCGAUUACUUGAACGAGGGGAAAGAGCUCUGGUUGAUUUAUUUCACCAACAUCCUGCAUUGGAUCCUUGGUACAAAGCAGGAAGAUAUGUUGUCAAGAAACUUAGAUUCUACCAAACUUAUUUCCCACUCACGGGACCAACGGGUCCUAUCGGGCCGACUGGGCCGACUGGCCCGACAGGGCCACCAGGGCCUACCGGACCUACUGGAUUGAUUGGUGCGACAGGUCCUAAAGGCCCGACCGGCCCGACAGGACCCAGCGGAAAUGACGGCAUUCCCGGCGUGCCUGGUGUCAACGGAGCUAACGGAGCUAACGCGGCGCCCGGAGUGCCCGGCCCGAAUGGUGUCCCCGGCUUUCCCGGUGUCCCUGGAGCAUCUGGGGUGCCAGGAUAGAUGGCGGCGGAUCUUCUUCGUCGUCUUCUGGUGGCGGCGGAGGUGGUGGCGGUAGCCGUGCUCUUCACGGUUCCUCUAGUUCAAAAGAUUCCGGAAAACAAAUAAACGGUCCUCCGGGUCUAUCCUCACGCCGACCAGCAACCGCAUAAUUGAUUCAUUUCCUUCUUAAUUUAUUCUUUGCAAUAGAUUUUAGAUUUUUCUCAAA